AUGUCUAAAUCAAAUUAAUAUUAGUAAUUUGGAAUAAAUCAAUCAGUUUUUAAUAGUGAGUCACCCAAAAAAAUGACUCCUAUUUUGAGAGUAAGUCCUUCAUCAUCAGAUGGCGAUAUUGAUAUUAGAAAAGACAGCUAUGGCAAUUUAAUUAAACAUGGGGAGAGAAAACAUCGAAUUUAAUUUAGGGAGAAGAACGAAGUUUUUAUAGUUGAAAAUUGGAAAUAAUACAAUACUGAUAUGGCAACUCAAGAAUCUCCUUGUCUUUGCACAAUUUUGUGA
This is a messenger RNA of Paramecium tetraurelia, 282 nucleotides long. RefSeq lists its product as uncharacterized. Lineage: Eukaryota; Ciliophora; Oligohymenophorea; Peniculida; Parameciidae. The transcript has 2 exons. The record is from RefSeq and is a predicted model, not a curated record.